GCCCUGCGCGCACGCCGCCAUGGCGGACGCCGAGCUGGAGCUGGUGGCGCGGCGGGUCCGCGCCUUCCCCGACUUCCCGGUGCCGGGCGUGCUGUUCAGGGACAUUUCGCCACUGCUAAAGGACCCCGACUCCUUCCGCGCCUCCAUCCGCCUCCUGGCCCGGCACCUGAAGGAGACUCACGGCGGGGGCAUCGACUACAUCGCAGGCCUGGACUCGCGGGGCUUCCUGUUCGGCCCUUCCCUGGCGCAGGAGCUGGGCCUGGGCUGCGUGCUCAUCCGCAAACGUGGGAAGCUGCCGGGCCCCACCUUGUCAGCCUCCUACGCGCUGGAGUACGGGAAGGCUGAGCUGGAGAUCCAGAAGGACGCCCUGGAGCCUGGACAGAAGGUGGUCAUCGUGGAUGACCUGUUGGCUACUGGAGGGACCAUGCGGGCAGCCUGUGAGCUGCUGGGCCAGCUGCGGGCCGAGGUGCUAGAGUGCGUGAGCCUAGUGGAGCUGACCACGCUGCGGGGCCGCGACAAGCUGCAGCCAGUGCCCGUCUUUUCCUUGCUGCAGUAUGACUGAGGGCAGCCAGGCUGUGCAGACCG
Ochotona princeps (American pika) is the source of this 585-nucleotide messenger RNA. It is a transcript of the gene APRT, whose product is annotated as adenine phosphoribosyltransferase. Gene Ontology annotation, cellular component: cytoplasm. NCBI's taxonomy places the organism in Eukaryota, Metazoa, Chordata, Mammalia, Lagomorpha, Ochotonidae. The record is from RefSeq and is a predicted model, not a curated record. Gene Ontology annotation, biological process: adenine salvage; AMP salvage. The transcript is spliced from 5 exons. Gene Ontology annotation, molecular function: adenine phosphoribosyltransferase activity; adenine binding; AMP binding. The coding region runs from base 20 to 562 and encodes 180 amino acids.